GGAAGGUCCGCUUUAGCGAUUACGUCUCGGGAGGAGUGUUGACAUUUAUUUGAACGGUACGGGAGAAUAUGAAUAGGCGAAAAGGAAGAAUUUUUGGAAUAAUAACGAGUAGAUUUUUGUGACUCAUUUUUAUAUUGGAAUGUUUUAAUCAAUGGUGCUUGGUGUCUAUUCCAUGGCUACAUGCUAUUAAAAAACUUUGUGCGCGUGAGGGCUUUGGCUCGAACUGCAACGCGCCAUAUUGGUUUGAGACAAUUGCUCAAGUUAGUGGGGGCCUGACUGAUACAACUUUUCUAUCAAACCAACGUAGAAUUAUUUAUUUCACGAUCAUGGAGGAAACCAAAAUUAUAUACCAUAUUGACGACGAAGAAACACCUUAUUUGGUGAAGCUGACUAUAUCACCGGAGAGGGUGACUUUGGCAGAUUUUAAAAAUGUCCUCAACCGACCGAAUUACAAGUAUUUCUUCAAAUCAAUGGACGAUGACUUCGGAGUUGUGAAAGAAGAGAUUGUAGACGACGAUGCGCAUCUUCCAUGCUUCAAUGGACGAGUAGUCUCAUGGUUGGUGUCUGCCGAAGGCAGCAAUGUAUCGGAUGGUGUUUCACAUUGUACCGAUUCUGUAGCGCACAGUGACGUAAAGCAUGAUCGUGUUGAUCAUGUAACACCAGGACAUACGAAUCGUGGUCCACCACCGCUUUCGCACGAUGAUACAUUAACAGAAACUGAAAGUAUUAUAAGCAGCCGACAAGGACAUCAUUUACAUAAAAGUUCAAGACAUCAUACAGACAAAUAUGAGAAAUACAACAAAUAUAAUGGAUUGCGAAUAAAUGGUCAUUCGAAGCAUCGCUCUGGCCAUGGCUAUGAAACUGCCUCCAUAUUGAGCUCAGAUCUAGAAACGACAACAUUUUUAGAAUCGGAUGACGAUGCAAGUAGUCGUAUUACAUCUACAACAGGUCGUCAUACUAAUAUGAGUAGUGCAGUUGACAGGGCAACUUUAGAUCGACGUAGACCUCAAAGAAGAAGAAGACACAGAUUACCUCCUAUGUCUCGAACAUCCUCAUUUAGCAGUAUCACAGAUAGCACAAUGUCUUUAAAUAUCAUAACGGUUUCAUUAAAUAUGGACACUGUCAAUUUCCUUGGAAUAAGUAUUGUUGGACAAAGUAAUAAAGGUGGAGAUGGAGGAAUUUAUGUUGGAUCUAUAAUGAAAGGGGGAGCUGUAGCUUUAGAUGGCCGAAUAGAACCUGGUGACAUGAUUCUUCAAGUUAAUGAUAUUAAUUUUGAGAACAUGUCAAAUGAUGAGGCGGUAAGAGUUCUACGUGAAGUUGUGCAAAAACCAGGACCUAUCAAAUUAGUUGUCGCAAAAUGUUGGGAUCCGAAUCCAAAAGGUUAUUUUACCAUACCAAGAACAGAACCAGUGCGUCCUAUAGAUCCGGGUGCAUGGGUGGCACAUACAGCGGCUAUACGAGGCGAAGGUUUCCCACCUCGUCCGCCAAGUGCAACAACAUUAACAUCUACAUCAAGUAGUCUUGCAAGUACUUUACCAGAUACAGAACGACCACUAGAGGAACUUCACCUUACCAUUAAUACAGAUAUGCCAACAAUAGUACGUGCCAUGGCACGCCCUGAUUCGGGUCUGGAAAUUCGUGAUCGCAUGUGGCUUAAAAUUACAAUUCCAAAUGCAUUUAUCGGGGCAGAUGUUGUUGAUUGGCUUAGCACACAUGUAGAAGGAAUUAUUGAUCGUCGUGAAGCUAGAAAAUACGCAUCAUUAAUGUUAAAAGCUGGAUUCAUCAGACAUACUGUGAAUAAGAUCACAUUUUCCGAACAAUGUUAUUAUAUAUUUGGUGAUCUGUGUUCUGCUAUGAGCAGCAUGAAAUUAGAUUGUGAUACGGUUGGACCUUUGCCGCCUCCUAACGCUUGGGACAUGCCUUACUCAGGGACCUAUGCACCUCAUUCUGCGACUGGUUACAGUCCAAUGCCAUUUAAUUUUACUAAUGAACCAACUGUAUAUGGAUAUCAUAGAGAGGAAAGUGUUCAUAGUGGUUCAGGUGGUAGCAGUGCAGGUAGUGAACAUAUUUGUAAGGAACCUAUCCACGACUUGAAGUCUUGUUCUUCAGCAUCCGAAUCGGAAUUACAUAUCCCAUCUGUGCCAAGUAUGCCAAGUAAGAAUUCUGGUAAUGGGAAUGGUUCGAAUGGUAAAAGGUCAAAUGGAAGCCAUAGUCGGUCCAGUGGAUCUGAGCAAUCUGUACAGACAGGAACUGGUUCAGGAACUCAACAAAAUCAACAAGACUUAUCUGGGCGACGUAUGCACGAAGAAUGUCGCACGCAGACAAGUAAUUUGGACAACAAUGCCAGAGAUAAUAUUUGUGAGUGUAGUUUUAUUUUAAUAUUUUCUUUUAGAUUUCAUUAAAGAGCAUAGAAUGAUUACGAUUACAAGGUUUGGCUACUUGUGCGACAGUAAUCUGAGUAUGAACAUUUAUUGUUUCGAAAGAAAACUAUUAUUCUGUAUUUGCAGAGAGGCAGUACCUUUCGACAAUAGUAAAGAAAAAGAAAAAGAAAAAAAAAAAAAAAAAGAAAAAAAGAAAAAUAAAACAAACAAAUAAAAUUUAUUGCACCAUUGAUGUUUAGCAUUUGAUAUGCUUGCAUUUGUAUUAUUAUUAUAUACACACUUUUGACAGAUUAUAUUUUUGAAUUAUCAUUGCACAAACAUUAUAAUUGCAACAGAAUGUAUGUGUAUUUAAGUGUAUAGCGCCCUUUUAGUGCAGUAGAUAUAUGACAUUAUGUACUUUGGAACAUGAAAUAUUUUUAUUCUUUACAGAUGAAGAAGACAUUUUGGAGUACCAGUUUCUGCAUAAGUGAAGAUCUCUGUUAUCACAUAAUACGUAUACACAAUGACAUUAAUAGACGUUAACAGGAAGUUAUGGUAUAAUUCCACGUCGUUUUAUUAAGUGGACGGAAGUAGCACACGCGAAACAUAUGUUUAUAUAUUUAAUAGGCCAAUUUUGAUAAAAUGCUGUAGAAGGUAAAAUGUCCAAGCUCAUGUAAUAAUGAUUUAUAAUGUCUAUACAUAAUAGAAUUAAGGUCAUUGGAAUCUCUGUGUGACAAAUGUGUCCUUUUUUGAAAUGUUGUUACGGUUUGUGUUAAGUCAUACGAAACAUUUGCAGUAACAGGGGUUGUAUUACUUAUGCAGUAUUCUUUGUGCAUACAUGCAUGCAUACAUAUAUAUGUAUACCCGCGCGCGCGCGCGCGCACACACACGCACACACAUGUAUGUAUGUAUAUAUAUGUAUGUAUGUAUGUAUGUAUAUAUUACAAAUUACUGUAAACACGUGCAGGUUGACAGAGCUUAUUAAUUCUUGUAAGUACGUCAAGUAUUAGCUCCUGUUUGAUACAUUGAUGUUUCAAACAUCUUCCCAUUCUCACAUUAAUCGUUAUUAAUAAUUAUAUUUUUUCAACUUUCCAUCAGUAGAGAGCAAUCUUUGUUUCCGAAUUAUUUCAAACGUUAUAUCUCGCAGAAUCUUUAAUAUUCUUAUCUUUCUUUUUUUUUGCUUUUUAUAAAAAAGGGGAAAUUUUGAAAGCAAAAUGGAAAAGGAAAAAAUGAAAGAAGUUCACCAAUAUAAUACUAUGUGUAAACUCUUUACACACACGACAAUAUAAUUUGCCCCCGUCGUAGAAAAUAUCGAAAUAAAGAAAGUGUCGAAUUUAUAGAAUAUGGAGACUAUUUAGGCAUUUGUAUACGUUAUCUUUUCGAAGAUGGGAAACAUCUCGUUGCAUUAAAAUUAAUUGUGAUAUUAUACAGAAAUUUGAUGAAAAACUGGAACGAAUAUCAAAGGUGCAAAAUAUAAAAAAAUAAAAAAAGUAAAAAUAAUAAACAAGUAAGAGCGUAGCAACGAGACAAAAGGAAAUAUGCCGGUAUAAUAAUCUAUGUAGCCAGCAUGUACACAUACACAUACACACAUACAAAACAUUUACCAAACUGUUGAGGUCUCAACAUAGAAUCGAUAAUAUUCAUUCCGAUUUUUAAUGGGUCAUGAACGUCAUUUUUUAAGUGCGCAUACUAAAAACUCACGGAAUAUGUAUACGCAUAUAUAAACACAUAUAGAUAUACAUAUUAUAUUUAUUUAUAAAGGAAUGUAUAUACAUUUUUUAUUGUUUUUACCGAAAAUUCUUUAUGUGUAUAACUUGCGUGGAAACAACUCGUGCGUUUUUGAACCGCUGUGAGUAUUACGUAAUAAAGUAAUUAACAUUAACGACGUGUACAGAAUGUAUUUCAUUGGUGACAUGGAAUGUCUUUUUGAUAAUUCAUUAUUAUUCGUAAAAAAUUGUAAACAUUAGUAGGGAAAAACAUUAAAGAAGGCAAAAUAUAAAAUAAUGAACGCACUGUUCAAGGCAUAAAA
Vespa crabro (European hornet) is the source of this 4389-nucleotide messenger RNA. It is a transcript of the gene dsh, whose product is annotated as segment polarity protein dishevelled homolog DVL-3. Gene Ontology annotation, cellular component: cytosol. The transcript has 10 exons. Lineage: Eukaryota; Metazoa; Arthropoda; Insecta; Hymenoptera; Vespidae. Bases 327 to 2402 code for a protein of 691 amino acids. Gene Ontology annotation, molecular function: frizzled binding. Gene Ontology annotation, biological process: intracellular signal transduction; canonical Wnt signaling pathway. The record is from RefSeq and is a predicted model, not a curated record.